AUGCCAGUGGAGAGUCAGGAUGCAAAGAUCCAACCAAAUGUACAUUUGGAUCCGAAACAACAUCUUCUUCUCAAGAAAAUAAGCUUAUGCGUGAACGUAGGAAAUUUCUGCGAUCCACCAGAAUUUCCGGGCAUAUCGUAUUUCUUACAUUAUAUAAUUUUUCAAGAUCUCAAAAAAUCUCCAGAGCAAUGUACUUUGGACAAGUAUAUUAAAAAUCAUAAUGGUAUUAAUUAUGUCUCAGUCGACAACGAGCAUACAAUAUUUUACUUUGACAUCGAAGAAAAGAGCUUGUUUGUAGCUCUCAAGAGAUUUGGUGAUUUUUUUAUUGAGCCUAUAAUAUCGAAACAAGUACUUAUAGAACAACAUGACGUACAAAACGAGUUUCAGAGAAGUUUACGUAAAAGACAGAAGAGAUACGACCAACUAUUUUCCUCUUUCGCACAAACUGGUCAUCCAGCCAACAAGUUUUCUGCAGACCAUUUAACAAAAUUGCACGAUCAUAUAGAUUACGACAAAUUGUACAAUGUGCUAGUCAAAUUUAAAAAUCGCCACUAUAGUGCUCACCGAAUGAAGCUAGCAAUACAAUCGGGACUAUCGUUGGAUGUAAUGGAAAAAUUUGUCACAUCGUGUUUUGCUAAUGUGUCAAAUAACGGGAUAUCUCCAGAUAAUUUUUCCAAAUUUAAAAAUGAUCUCCCUUUUGAUACUCCUGCUUUCCGAAAAAUAUAUAAAGUUAAGGAAAAUUUGGGACUUUUUACACGACUAAAAAUAACGUGGGUCUUGCCUUCGUUCCCCAAUUAUUAUAAAUGUAAUUCAUAUCUAUAUAUACCUUGGAUUCUUGAAUAUAAAGGAAAAGGUUCCUUAAUUAGUUAUCUACGCCAAAAGCUGUGGAGCCCUAUAUCAAACGAUAAAGUGCAUUGUGAGAUUCAACAAAACUCUUUGUACUGCUCAAUACAGCUCACCAUAGAACUCCAUUCUGAAGAACUAAAACAUCUGGAAGACAUUUUAGAUGCGAUAUUUUCUUUUAUCAAUUUACUAAAGAGAGCGGGUCCGCAGAAAGAAAUUUACAAUGACAUGUGUGAGAGUAAAAAAAAUAUUGGAUUUAUUAGUUACGACAUAAAGUCAAUCUUUUUGAACUUGAGUAAGAAUAUGCAUUUCUAUCCGUCGAAGACUUAUAUAAUUAAAAACGAGCUUGAUUCCAAUUAUAAUGCAAAAGUUAUACAAACAUGUUUGAAUUAUUUGACGCCUGAGAUGGCGAAUAUUAUGAUUUUCUCCAAGGAUAUUAAUGAUUUCGAAAUAAAGAAAAUUGAACCAUGGUGGCAAACGGCAUAUACGGAUAUUGAGAUACCGAAAGAGUGGAUCAAACGUUGGAAAGUCAUCGAGCCAUUACCCGAAUUUUUUUUACCUUCACCGAAUAUAUUCUUUACCAAGAACCUUCUUCUAAUGCCGAUAUCAAAAGAAGCAAUUCCGAAAUAUCCUAUAAAAAUAUACUGUAACUCUAUGUCGGAGAUUUGGUAUUGCCCGAAGUUUCAUUUGUCAAAAUGUUGUAUGCACUUCUAUUUUAUUUCACCUCUGAAACUUGAGUCAUUGAAGAAUGGAGUUCUCAUGGAUAUAUACUGCGAACUAUGGAAACCGAUAUUAGCCGAAGAAUUAUAUCCAGCUUCAUUGGCUGGGUUUAUAUAUGAUAUCAAUAUCCUUAACAAUGGUUUUACAUUAAAAAUAAGCGGUCUUAAUGAAACUCUGCCACUUGUAGCGACUACUUUUGCACAACACAUGGUGCAAUAUUCAUGCUUUAUUACAGAGGACAUAUUUGAAAAUGCCAAAACUCGACAAAUGCUGAUAUAUUUAAAUUCAAUUAACAUACCUACAACUUUCAUCAAAGACAUGGCAUUAUCGAUACUAAAACUCGACCAUCAUUCACUAAUUGAUAUGUAUAAUAUUAUACAGAAUAUCACUUUCAAAGACUUUCAAGGCUUCGUGAAAUCCUUUACUGAACAUCUAUACAUUCAAUGUCUCGUGCAAGGAAACAUGACGCCGUCUGCUGCAAUCAAUACAGUAGAGCAAUUUAUUAACACAAUUAAUUGUAGCCCUUUACAUCCAAAUACAAUAAAACAGCUUAGAGGCACUCAGAUACCUUUGGGAAUAAGCUAUUACAAGAUUAAAAUCAAAGAUACAACUUCCUUAGUAACAAAUUAUUAUCAAGCCGGCGUCACAACGAUUGAAUUAUCGACAUUAAUCCAUCUGAUAAGCUAUAUAAUGGACCAUAAGUUAAGCGAAGAUCAAUCCUUUGAAAAGUUUUGGUAUACCAACGUCAACUUUAGAAACAUUAACGGAAUUUUAGGAUACUCUAUUACUGUUUACACUCAAUACACAAUCGAGUACAUUGAUAGGACGAUCGACAGAUUUUUGAAUGAGUUUAAAAACGAUAUGGAAGAGCUCACAGAAAAGGAAUUGGAUGUUUAUAAAGAAACGUUCCUAAAAUCUAGAUCAUUUGACGAUGCCAAUCUUGAAAAAGAAAAUGAAAGAAACUGGAAGGAGAUCAUAACGUGUACUUACAUGUUUGAUUUACAUGAACAGGAAAUACUUGCUCUAGAGAAAAUAAAUGUUAAUAAGCUGAGAGAAUGGCUUGCAGAUCACACAUUCAACGGAAAUAAUUUUAGAAAAUUGAGUUUACAAAUUGUAGGAAAUAUUCCAAAAAAAUUGAAAUACGUUGAUUUAACAAACAUAAACGACGAUUAUCAGUACAAUUCAAAUAGAUAUCAUUAUAUUACUAAAGUAGAAGAUUACAAGAAAAAACUUUUCAUAUUUCCAACAAAUCCUCUCAGAGCACAGUAUAAGUAA
Molecule: messenger RNA, 2838 nt
Organism: Acromyrmex echinatior (Panamanian leafcutter ant)
Lineage: Eukaryota; Metazoa; Arthropoda; Insecta; Hymenoptera; Formicidae
Product: nardilysin
Molecular function (GO): metal ion binding
Source: RefSeq, a predicted model, not a curated record